Lactuca saligna is the source of this 678-nucleotide messenger RNA. Lineage: Eukaryota; Viridiplantae; Streptophyta; Magnoliopsida; Asterales; Asteraceae. The record is from the annotation of a GenBank genome assembly.
AUGUUGGCGGGAGUGUGGAACAACAUAGCUUGCUCGCAAAAAGAACUGAGUAAAUUAGGGAUAUCGGUUGAUAUGGUGUUGGAAAAAAAAUCCACUUCGGAUGGUCACACAUGGACAUGCCCAUUAACUCAAGAUGGUGACUACAAGGUAAAUGCUAUGAGGAAUAGACUCGACAAAUCUGACCCGAUUGACAUUAGGAGGUUCGAAUGGUCAAAAGAAGUACCCAUCAAAGUCACAACAUUCGUAUGGAGAGCUAAACAGGGGCGUAUACCAGCAUCGAUGGCCAUCUCCAAUAGGGGUAUAACAGUAAACUCAACAAUUUGUUCUCAGUGCGGCGAAAAGGAGGAGACGGCGGAUCAUGUAUUGGUUGAAUGCACAUUUGCUAAAUCUGUCAUGAAAUGGAUCUUAAUAUGGUGUCAGGCAAGAAAUGACAGAUUAUUCAACAACAAGAGGAUGCAACCAACAAAAGUGGCGGAUAUAAUCAUAUCUACAAUGAUGUGCAAACCUGUUCGUCUUCAGUGGAGAUUGGAGAAGAAGGUGGCGGCGGCCAAGGGUCGAGGUCUGCGGUGGUGGGCAACGGUUCAGAUCAGUGAAAAAGAACGGCGUUUCGUUGCUGGAACGAGGCUAGGCGGCGUCGAGGGGGGAAGUCGAAAGAAGAUGGAUACGCCGAUAAUAUAA